Molecule: messenger RNA, 1137 nt
Organism: Archocentrus centrarchus (flier cichlid)
Lineage: Eukaryota; Metazoa; Chordata; Actinopteri; Cichliformes; Cichlidae
Product: nephronectin
Exons: 7
Coding region: 61-921 (286 amino acids)
Molecular function (GO): calcium ion binding
Source: RefSeq, a predicted model, not a curated record
GAGGAUAGAGGAAACUAACAUGUAGUUCAAGGGUUCUAAAAGAAACUGUGGUGGAAGAAAAUGACUGAAAUAAGCCGACAAGUCUUCAUGUUGGUGUUGCAGUUUGUUUUCUUUUCUCUGGCUGAUCAUCAGGAUGGCCUCCACAGGCCAGUGGAGGAUGAACCAGAGCAAACUCGGGGUCUCUGCAGCUAUGGUCAGAUCACUUCCUGUUGUUUUGGAUGGAAGAAUGUGAACAAUAUUUGUGAGCCAAUGUGCAAGAGGUCCUGUAUAAAUGGAAAAUGUGUGGGACCAGACAAGUGUUCAUGCUCCACGGGAUAUAAAGGACCGCAGUGCAAUGACGAUGUGAAUGAGUGCGGUUUGCCGGAGAGGCCGUGUUCCCAGCGCUGCAUGAAUACACACGGUAGCUAUCGCUGUUACUGUGAACCUGGAUACACACUCAGUGCAGAUGGAUACACCUGCACCAGAGAGGCCGCAUGUUCCUCCCUGCGCUGCCAGUUUGGUUGCCAGAUGGAGAGGGGGGGUGCGGUGCGCUGUCUGUGUCCCCGUGGCCUCCACCUGGCUGCUGACAACAAGACCUGUGAAGAUGUAAACGAGUGUCGGCAGGGUGCAUGUCCACCACGGCGGACAUGCAAGAACACUUUUGGCAGCUUCGUAUGUGUGUGCAAGCAGGGCUUUGCGAUGGGGACGCUGGAGGGCUCGGAGAAAUGUCGAGAUAAGGACGAAUGUUUAACCGGGUCUCACCAGUGCAGCCGCCACGCUCAGUGCUUCAACAAUGAUGGUUCCUACACCUGUCACUGUUUGGAGGGAUACUUCGGCAAUGGGCGCACCUGCCGGCCCAGGAGAGCCCCACAGUCCAAGGCUCUCGCGUACUUCAACUACAAACUCAGCAAAAGGACCGGACUCCUGCCACCACCAUCUUAGCUCAACUUCCUACAAACUACGUGGGUCAAAUAACAGGGGCAUGCAACAUAAGGAGUAUUUUAAUAAGCAAAAAAACAAAACAAAACAAAACCGCAACUGUAAAAACAGGCGGGAACACUUUCAGCCAAGUUAUUUGUUUUGUUAAGAAUUUUCAGCUCAGCUGGAAAUCUUGUUGCAUUUUCAAUGUUCACAGCGCCAUCAGUUGCCUGUUUAGUG